AUGCCCAAGGUCAAGAGCUAUUCGGCAGCUUGGCUGUCAGGCAACGCUCCUGGCCACCGUCUCUUCGAGCAAUCGCCUGAAGCUAUCAAGUCUCGUGGGCUAGAAUCAAACUACUCCUCCAAGAAAAAGACUAUUCCUGGCCCGCGUAGAACAAUUGCUCGCCGAGGCACUGAGGUAUUUGUUGCAGUUGGCCGUGAAAUCCGCUGGGGAGACCUUGCGUAUUUGAAGGACGAAUGGGCGAACCGUCGUUCAAAGAGUAGAUCGUCGCAAGGCGUUCACAUCAAGCGCGAGGACUCUACGCAGUCGCUUGAAGAUGACAACCUAGAAAAUGCUGCUGGCUUGAGGACGAUCAAAACGCCUGUCGCAGAUGACAUUCGACAACUUAUCAUUUCUCCGAACUCGAGCUUUAUGGCCAUCCUCACCACGCAUACGAUCCACAUCUGUGUGCUCCCAGAUCCAUCGCACCUCACCAGCGGCGACACCGGCCCUUUGAAGCCCAAGAUCUUCACCCUUGGGCCUACCACCCAUGUCACUUCCCGGUCUCCCAUCGCCUCAGCCCUAUGGCAUCCGUUGGGAGUCAAUGGCUCAUGCAUUGUCACGACUACCGCGGAUGCUAUCGUUCGUGUCUGGGAAUUGUCAGCCACCGAUCGAUGGUCAUUCGACACACCUAGUACGUCUGUCGACCUGAAGAAACUGGUGGAUGCCACAACCCUGGACCAGGACUUCUCUGCCUCAACAACAAACACCAACAAAGCCUUUUCGCCCGAUUCAUUCGAUAUGGAGGUGGCUGCUGCGAGUUUCUCUACUAAAGGAGCGGGUGGCUGGAAUCCUAUGACUCUGUGGAUCGCAAUGAGAGAGGGAGACGUUUACGCCUUGUGCCCUCUUCUCCCCCAGAAAUGGGCACCCCCCCCAACACUCAUUCCCUCCCUGUCGGUAUCAAUCGUCACUACAGUUGCCAGUAUUGAGGAUGACCCCGAGGUUAGCGAGCAAGACAAGCUGCUCGCUCAGCAACAACUGGAAUGGAUGGGCGAACUGGACGCUCAAGAGCCGGCAAUCGUGGAUGGACCUAUUGGAGAUCCAAUCACUGAAGUUUAUACACGACCGAGCCGUCCCGGCGCUAUCCCUCGCCUGCAGGGCCCAUUCGAGCUUCAGUCGGAUCCUGAUACUGGUGAUGAGCUGGACACUUCAGUCACUGACAUGCUUGUGAUUGGGAAAAAGACCGAGACUGAGGAUCUCAUGAUGGGCGAGGAAGAGGAUCUGGAUAUGGACGACGGAGAUCAAGAGGGCCUGUCUCUUGCUGUUGUCUGUCUGUUGUCCACGAGCGGUCAGGUUCGUGUAUACCUUGAUCUCGAAGGCGUCCAGGCUCAGUGGCUGCCCCCAAAGAACAAAAACAAGCUUGGCCGCCUCCUCGCCGAGGCCGACCCCCCUUCCCUCCUGUCCUUCCAGGCCAUUGAUACAAUGAGCCCUGUAGAAGUCAACGAGGAUAGCUGGCCAGUUUUUAGCCUCGAUGUCACCUCUCGAUACAGCUUUUUUGUCACCCACCAUGCUGCUAUCACACACAUAUCGCUCACCUCUUGGAUCUUCCGACUCGAGAGUGAGCUGAAUUCAGACUCUGACGCAGGGGCUGAUUUCAGAAUUGGUCUACUUGUCAACUCCCAAUCGAUAAGGGACCGGAUAUACUCACAGCCUACCGCCGAUAUUGCAGUACCCUUAGCUGCGUGCAAUGCUUUGCGAGACCCUGAUGUUGGCUACUUCCUUCUCUCGGCAACACCCUACGAGCCUAUUGCCUUGACGUUCGAUAUGCCCGAAGCUGAUCUUGCACCAAUCCGUCAGGAAAGCCCCACCUAUGAGCGAGAAGCCAGCAUGUUGCCAUUGGAGUUUUGUGAGCCUCGUCCCGUGUUCAACCCAUCGCAUGCAUUCGACGAGGGCUCUGCUUUGCCUACUCUGCUGGAGAGGCUCCGCACAUCCCGACACAAGACGAUUGUGAACCAGGAAGUACGUCUAAGUCCGCUUACAUUGCAAAUCUUUACCGAUGCGCACAAGGUCUUGGCGGACGAGACGUAUCGCCUCGGAGUGGCUGCAGCAGAAGUUUUCCGCAAAUGUGAACUUCUUCAGGGCGAGCUCAAACAACAAGUUAUGAAAGCCAACGAAGUAAAGGGAAGGAUCGACACGAUCAAUGGUCUGCACCGUGAUGAUGAGGCGGACGACGCUAUGUAUGUUAGGCGCAUUGCAACAGCGAAAGAUCGUCAGGGCCAGCUGGCGGAGCGCUUGGAGAAUCUGCGCAAGAUCGUGGGCAAGUCAACAACGCGCGACUUGAGCGCCAAGGAACGUGCUUUUGUGGAGGAAGUUAGGUCAAUGGAAGCAAGCAUCGCAGCCCCCGAUUACGCGGACUUGGCUGCAGGCAAAGCGGCGCCGUCACCUGCGCAGGCGAAGCAAUUGUGGAAACGUCUGGAAGACAUCAAGCACUUGCAAGCCGAUCUUGCAGCUGAGGUGGAGGCAAUGAAUAAGGCUACAGGGGACACGGAUGGGCCCGCCACACCAUCGGCCGAGAUACGGAUCCCACACGAGGUUCGGAGGGCAAAGAUGCAGCAAGUUCAAGGAUUACUCUCCAGAGAGACAGCCUUGGUAGAAGCUGUCACUGCACGACUGGAACGACUACAAUCCGGCCUCUAG
This is a messenger RNA of Fusarium pseudograminearum CS3096, 2673 nucleotides long. RefSeq lists its product as uncharacterized. Gene Ontology annotation, biological process: ribosomal large subunit export from nucleus; mRNA export from nucleus; ribosomal small subunit export from nucleus. Gene Ontology annotation, cellular component: nuclear pore. Gene Ontology annotation, molecular function: structural constituent of nuclear pore; protein binding. The record is from RefSeq and is a predicted model, not a curated record. NCBI's taxonomy places the organism in Eukaryota, Fungi, Ascomycota, Sordariomycetes, Hypocreales, Nectriaceae. The transcript has 2 exons. The coding region runs from base 1 to 2673 and encodes 890 amino acids.